Molecule: messenger RNA, 6038 nt
Organism: Esox lucius (northern pike)
Lineage: Eukaryota; Metazoa; Chordata; Actinopteri; Esociformes; Esocidae
Gene: pgbd5
Product: piggyBac transposable element derived 5
Exons: 7
Coding region: 1-1560 (519 amino acids)
Biological process (GO): non-replicative DNA transposition
Cellular component (GO): nucleus
Molecular function (GO): transposase activity
Source: RefSeq, a predicted model, not a curated record
AUGGCGGAAUGUGGGAGGAAUGCGCUGUCAGUUCUGGAGGCGGCCCGCUCCCGCUACGAGAGCUUGCAGAUCUCAGAUGAUGUUUUUGGGGAAUCGGGAGAUGACAGCAGCGACAAUCCCUUUUACAGCACUUCGGGUGACUCGAAUUCAGAUAACUGCUGCUUGGAGGCUGGCGAUGAGCAAAGGGCAGGUGAAAUUGGGAAUAGUCAAAGCGGGGGUCCACCCGGCUCGGUCUCAAAGACUCAAGCAGAGGAGGAUGGAUGGAGCGACACACUGCAAGAUAUCACGGUGCCCUCCUACAACGACACAUAUGGUCCUACCCAGAGGAUGCCAGCCACAGCCACCUGCAUGGACUUCUUCCAGCUCUUUGUGCCCGACAACGCCAUACAGAACAUGGUAUCGCAGACCAACAUGUACGCCAAGAAGUACCAGGAGCGAUUUGGCAGCGACGAGGGCUGGCGGAACGUGACGCCAGCCGAGAUGAGGGCCUUCCUGGGCUUUGUAACCUCCACCAGUGUUCACCGCUGCGAAUCGGUGCUCAGCAUCUGGAGCGGCGGCUUCUUCAGCAACCGCAGCAUUGCGCUCAAGAUGAGUCAGGCACGCUUCGAAAAGAUCCUCAAGUACUUCCACAUCGUAGCCUUCCGCUCCAGCCACGGCAGCCAGGGCCUCUAUAAGAUUCAGCCCUUCCUGGACUCACUGCAGCAGUCAUUUGGCUACAACACCUUCCGACCUUCGCAGACUCAGGUGCUCCAUGAGCCACUCAUCGACGAGGACCCUGUGUUCAUCACCACUUGCACAGAGAGGGAGCUGAGGAAGAGGAAGAAGAGAAAGUUCAGUCUGUGGGUCCGCCAGUGUACCUCCACUGGCUUCAUUUGUCAGAUCUAUGUGCAUCUGAAGGAGGGCCAAGGUUCUGACGGGUUGGCUACCCUGAAGAACAAGCCUCAGCUCCACAGCACGGUGGCCAAACAGCUGUGUCAGAACCUCUCGGGUCGAAACACCAUCAUCUUCACCGGGCCUAGCAUCACAAGUCUCAACCUGUUCCAGGAGUUUGAGAAACAGGAGAUCUACUGCUGUGGGCUGCUGAGCACCAGGAAGAGCGACUGCACCGGCCUUCCCCAGUCCAUGCUGGUGAACCCCGAGAGUCCCCAGCAGAGAGGCCAGUCCUGCGCUAUGAUGAAAGGCAACACCUCUCUCAUCAGCUGGUAUAACAAGGGUCACUUCCGUUUCCUCACCAACGCCUACUCACCCACCAAGGAAGGGGUGAUCAUCAAGAGGAAAAGUGGAGAGAUUCCCUGUCCGCUGGCCGUGGAGGCCUUCGCCGCACACCUCAGCUACAUCUGCAAGUACGACGACAAGUACAGCAAGUAUUUCAUCUUUCACAAGCCCAACAAGACGUGGCAGCAGGUGUUCUGGCUGACCAUCAGCAUAGCCAUCAACAACGCCUAUAUCCUGUACAAGAUGUCCGACGCCUACCAUGUCAAGCGGUACAGCCGAGCUCAGUUCGGGGAGAGACUGGUGAAGGAGCUGCUGGACUUGGACGACUGCUCCCCCAGCCAGUGAAACGACCGCGUUGUCUUUGUAAAACCUGCCCAUUCCUGUGCAUUCACACACAUGUACACCGCCACACGGGCACCCAUUGUUUAUCUGAAGCGCGGACAUACACCACCCACACACUAACACGUUUGUUCUUUACAAUCACGGAGACCAUAUUUUAGAAGUGCCAAGUCAGGGGUUAAGUGGGUCGAGUGACAACACCUCCUUGUCUGGGGCAGGUCUCCGGGUCUGAGUCGGGAAUACAAGAGGAAUGUCUAAAGGUUCACGUUUCACGAGUGCACACGCCGCCGCGUUGUUAGUGUCACAGACUGCAUGAUCGAAAAGCAUUUGGAUAAUGUUCUCUUGUUUGUGGAACAUAAAAAAAAAAAGUACACUCUGAUCGGGUUUUAACGUUGUUUUGUGAGCUCAGGAUCCAGCCCUUCCAUUUUGUUUAAGUCAAAUACAAAGGAGUGGACCCGGUUACUAGAUUUCAUUACCAUCUAAUCCCAGAGUGCUUGGGAUCCUGCUGAUGGUUCAGGUUACAUAAUGGGAAAUCAUCUGCAUGCCAGGAUAAUACUUACUGUAUUCAAGCACUUCAGUACACUUAAGUAAGUAGUAAGCGUUAUCCUACAGGCAGUGCCGGCUCUAGCCAUUUGGGGGCCCUAAGCAAAAUUUCCUUUGGGGCCCUCUCUCCCCAUAUCAGUCAGAGGCCCCCUAGCGUUCGGGGCCCUAAGCGACCGCUUAUAUCGCUUACGCCAGGAGCCGACCAUGCCUAUAGGAACAAAUGCAACUGGUCAUCCAAUCUUACGGCUUGCAGUCCCUGUAAUCAGUCUGUCCGGUUGAUUUGGAAUAUUUUUUGAAAUAUUGUGGUCAGGCCAUCAGGCAACAAAGGGAAGGGCGCUUAGUAGGAGACCUUCGCAGGACUGAUACCGUAUGAUAAACAGUAUCCGUUCCUAAUGCUACUCUGCCGUCUUCAUGUGGUACACUGUACCUUCGAAUCAUCUAACGCUGCAGUGGUCAGUCCAGUUUACCACGAAAUGUACACUGAACCAUCCACAGCUCAAUCCUGACUCACUCAGACCGAGCUCACAGACACAGACAUGGACUGGAAUGUCUGCCAAAUGAUACCUCUGGCUUCGCUGGGGAACAAAGGGCCGUAUCAUCAGGCGAGGCACUAUGUACUUCAGUCACGUCUGCCGCACUUUUCAAGGAAGCGAGUCGGAUGUUGAUCUGUACGGUAAGGUGUGUGAGUUGGGUUUGAGUUGAACAUUAAAUGCCGUCAGCCAAUGACUAUCUCAGUCCAAUGAUGUCACCGGAAAACACACGGAGAAGAAAACACCAGGCUCACAGAAGUUUGUCAACGUUUUUUUCUUCCAAAUGUGCUUCGGCGAAUGGAUCCUCCUGUAACCGUAAUUACUUUGUGAGGGUGCUGUCUUGCCUCUUGCCUGGGGACAGAAUAGUUCCUCACUGUGCUGUAUGUUGAGCUGUUUAAGUUAGUGAAGUGAAUGUCACCGUGGAUUUACCAUGUCUUUUCUGCCAGUAGAGAAUGUAACGUCAAUGUAAAAAUUAAAUCAGAGCUUUGAGAAAAACAAAACAAAAAAAGUGUUCAAUUGUGUGCAAGUCCACACAGAAAAGGCCCCAUUUAUCCCAGUGGUCCGAUGACACAUUCGUGCUUGUCUACUCCUUGUCACUGUGACUGUUUUAUUGAUGUGUAAAGUGUUUGUGAGAUUUGUACUACUGAAGCAGAGUUGUCCUAGCUAGAGCACUGCUCAUGCACUUUCCCCUCCAUGGUCUCGCACUUUGAAGUGAUUCAAUAACUGUCUAUUGAUACGUUUACUAAACAUCCCUAGCUUUGAUUAAUCCCUGUUAUUAAUGGUGGUACUAAAUGCUUCCUCGGAGAAACAAAUCAGUUGAAUGAAACACGUUAAUACGCAAUAACUAUUGUGCGCAUCCAUAUUUAGUGGCAAAAUAGGGAAGACAUAGUCCUGUUUAUUUGGUGGUGCCAAAGUUUCCUACAUAAUGACAGGACAGCUCAACCAUUUUAUAAAGCAGGAUUUUUUUUUUUACAAAAGGGAUAAUUAGUGUACACUGUGUGGUGACUUGCCACAACCAAGUGAUAAAAUAUUCAUGCAGCAAUGAUUUUAAGGGGAUAUUGUUGAUGAACUAGUACAUUUUAAGAUGAUGAAUACUAAAAGCAAAUGAAAACUAUGUUAUAAAAACUAUGAAUACAUACCAAAAUAUAUAAUAUUUGCAUAGGCUAAUGAGGUGGUCAUUUGUUUUGUGUGUGUACUUAUUAGAAGGUAUAUACAGUACGAUUGUAGUGUUAUCAGAUAAUUCACUUUUAGGUAAGACACAUGAUUGUGAUAUUUCACUUUUUUUUCUCCAUAAACAACAUGGAUCCUUCUUGUGAAUGUUUGUGUGAUCUACUGAUUCUGUGCACUGAUCUCUGUCUGAAAGAUUUUCUGACACGCCAUACGUUUGUUGAUGAUUCUUAUAUUAAUGCUCUUUUGUUCUGAAAUGUUACUUAAAGGCACCAAGGAGUGCGCAUGAUAGAGUCAACAACUGUUCAAAUUAAACACUUAAAAAUUUAAAAUGUAAUCUCUGUCGUGUAUCAUGAUUAGUCAUCAAGUGCCUUGAUGACUCAAAUGUGCUUUCAAAUAUCUACUGUAACUAAGCAACAUCUAUUAGGAUAUAUUUAAUUAUGUUAGUACCACCAUAGCAAGGCAUUAUCUGUGAUUUAUUAACCAAUUCUAGUCGGGUUGUUAAUUUGCAGACCUACACAUUUCUGUAUGAAAGGUUUUGGGCAAUGUUUUAAAGAGAUGUUUUAAAAUCUCAGGUUUAUAGGAAUGAUCAUAUUUACAAUAUACAAAGAGGUCAAAUAAUGAUUAGAGUUUUAUUUUGUUUUGUUUCUCAGCCAUGUAUUAGGUAUUGUCUUAGUGCCUUUAUCUGUAACAUCUCCUUAAAUUUAUUGUUUCAUGUCAAGGAGAGAGCAAUAUAGACAAAACCACCAAAAUGGAUUUGCUUCAAGUGGACACUAGAUGUUUACUGCUGAGAAUAUCUAAAAAAAAAAUUAUAAUUUAUUUAAGACUAGAUUGUAAAUGAGUGUUAAAUGAGUGUUUACUAAAUCAAUAUGUAUGUGUUUGUGUUUAAAAACUGGAUCUUCAUUUCUUACAACAGGAUUAGACAAUUUGGUUUAUUCUACAGUACUUGAGAUUUUAAAUGUAUUGUUAUUUUAAAGAAGCCCGAAAGACUACAUACACAAACCAUAUCAAUAGGUUAACCAAGCUAAGCCAUAGCCGAGGCUAGAUCCUAUAAUUUUCUCAAUAAUAAUUUGUCAUUCUCCAAGUCUUUCCCUGUCUGACAGUAGCGCUAGAGUCCAGUGCACCCGCCUCCACCUCUGAACUAGGCUCUUAGCUCUUAAAUGGACUUGCUGCAUGCAAAUAAGAUCAUUACCAUACACUUUGCCUCUGCCUGUCUAGUCAGGCCCAUUAAGUCCUUAGCUAGUAAACAAAAACAUCUAUUGUGAAGUGCGUUCAUUUUAUACCGUCUCCCUUCUGCAUUAGUAGAUCGACAUUACUGAAAUAAACAUGUUAAUAUGACAGUAGGUAGCACGGAUUCCACAUCAGUGUACUAAUGUAAUUCCCACCCAGAAAAGCAAUGGGAUGUUGAAAUGUUAUUGGGGAGUGAAGUGUAAUGGAUGUUACGGCGUUCAGUCAACUGCUAAUCUUUUGUGACACGUGACCUUGUCUCUGUUGGCUCAUUUACAUAUUCAGGCCCAUCACAAAAUACAACACUGCCCCUUUAGCCAAAACAUUUCAGACCGUUUAUUCACGCUGGUAUUUCUGGGGUUAAAAGAUGACUUCUUCCAGGUGUAAUGUUACAUUUGAAAACUUAACACGUCCUGUAUGUACGAGAAUUAAAAAGUAAUGAACAGGAGAUUUGCUUUGCUGACUUCGGGGCAUCAUUGCUUGCUAUAACAAGGUUAACUAAAAAAUAAAAUAGGUGCUAUCAAAACACUGUACAGAAUAAAGAUUAAUAUUGAAGUAGUUAAACAUUUCAUCUGUCGUUACCGGUCAGUAAAAAUGUUGCAACAGAUAAGUUCAAUUUGAAAUUUUGUUUCAGAAUGGUGCAUUUGACAUUGUACAAGUGACAUGUACACUGGACCAAACUUCCUGAUGUAUCAGAUUCGUUCUAUAAGAACUGAAUGUCAAAACAUGUAUGUGCAAACCAUUAACUGAAAUGUGUGACUGCCCUGAGAAUGCAUUGUUGCAGGUACUGCUUCUUGUCCUGUCUGUGUCUUUCAUUGCUGGAGAAUAAGUGAUUGUUGUAUCUUACACAUCUUUGUCCUCUACUCAUUGAGUGUGUAUGUAGCCUUUUACACACCUUCCCUAUAUGAUCUCCAUGUUAACCGUGCCCCACCCUGAUGACUGACUGUGACAUGUACAACGUCUGUUUACACCAUUUUGCACCCAUCUAAUAAAUGUUCAUGAAUUUUAUACACCAAC